Antechinus flavipes (yellow-footed antechinus) is the source of this 12639-nucleotide messenger RNA. It is a transcript of the gene HECW2, whose product is annotated as HECT, C2 and WW domain containing E3 ubiquitin protein ligase 2. The record is from RefSeq and is a predicted model, not a curated record. Gene Ontology annotation, biological process: regulation of dendrite morphogenesis. Lineage: Eukaryota; Metazoa; Chordata; Mammalia; Dasyuromorphia; Dasyuridae. Gene Ontology annotation, molecular function: ubiquitin-protein transferase activity; protein binding. The transcript is spliced from 28 exons. Bases 19 to 4719 code for a protein of 1566 amino acids.
UUCAGAGAGGUAGACAGUAUGGCCAGCUCAGCCAGAGAGCACCUGCUUUUUGUGAGGAGGCGCAAUCCCCAGAUGCGCUACACACUGAGUCCGGAGAACCUUCAGAGUCUCGCCUCUCAGGGCUCCAUGCCCGAGAACAUGAACCUUCAGAGGGCUAAUAGUGACACUGAUCUGGUGACUUCGGAAAGCCGCUCUAGCCUGACUGCAAGCAUGUAUGAAUAUACCCUGGGCCAAGCCCAGAACCUCAUUAUCUUCUGGGACAUUAAAGAGGAAGUGGACCCUACUGACUGGAUUGGACUUUAUCAUAUAGAUGAGAAUUCUCCAGCCAACUUUUGGGAUUCCAAAAACCGAGGUGUGACUGGGACACAAAAAGGACAAAUUGUAUGGAGAAUUGAACCUGGGCCCUAUUUUAUGGAACCGGAAAUAAAAAUAUGUUUUAAAUACUACCAUGGCAUUAGUGGAGCCCUGAGAGCUACUACCCCAUGUAUUACUGUGAAAAAUCCUGCUGUGAUGAUGGGGGCAGAAGGCAUGGAAGGAGGUGCUUCAGGAAAUCAACAUUGUCGGAAAUUAGUCAGUUUUACUUUGUCAGAUCUUAGGGCAGUUGGGCUAAAGAAAGGAAUGUUCUUUAAUCCUGAUCCUUACCUUAAGAUGUCAAUUCAGCCAGGAAAGAAGAGCAGUUUUCCUACAUUUGCCCAUCAUGGGCAGGAAAGAAGGUCUACCAUCAUCAGUAACACAACUAAUCCAAUUUGGCACAGAGAGAAAUACUCUUUUUUUGCACUUCUUACUGAUGUCUUAGAAAUCGAAAUUAAAGACAAAUUUGCCAAGAGUCGUCCUAUCAUCAAGCGUUUUCUUGGGAAACUAACCAUACCAGUCCAGAGGUUGCUGGAGCGUCAAGCCAUUGGUGAUCAAAUGCUCAGCUACAACCUUGGCAGAAGGCUUCCAGCUGACCAUGUGAGUGGGUAUCUCCAAUUCAAAGUUGAGAUUACAUCUUCUAUUCAUGAAGAUGCUUCCCCAGAAGCAGUUGGUACCAUCCUUGGAGUAAAUUCUGUGAAUGGAGACCUGGGGAGUCCCUCUGAUGAUGAGGAUAUGCCGGGGGCACAUCACGACUCCCCUGCAGUUUCUAAUGGUCCAGUUUCUGAGGAAAGUGAUGGCACUCCCAAGCAUUCCUUUAGGACUAGCUCUACUAUGGAAAUAGACCCUGAGGACCUAACUUCUAGUUCUUCCAGGACCUCCCCUCCCAGAGGACGGCAGGAUUCGCUGAACGAUUAUCUGGAUGCCAUUGAGCACAAUGGUCAUUCCAGGCCGGGGACAUCCGCCUGUGCUGAGAGGUCCCUGGGAGCUUCUCCCAAAUUAAGGAGUAGCUUCCCCACCGAUACCAGACUCAACGCCAUGCUUCAUAUUGACUCUGAUGAGGAGGAUCAUGAGUUUCAGCAAAAUCUAGGUUAUCCCUCUUCCUUGGAAGAGGAAGGGGGGCUAGUGAUGUUCAGUAGUGCUUCACGGACUGAAGAGGGGAACUCGGCGACUCCGGCAAAGUCAGAAUCCAUCCCCGCUGAGGGGGAGGAAGCCCCAGCAGCUGAAGCGGCUUCUGUGGAGAAUAAGCAGGAGGAGGAACUUGCCGAGGUCCCUGACAGUUCCUCGGUUUCAGAUGCAGCUGCAGAAGGAGAAAAUGGCCAGGAACCUCAGCCAAGUGAAGAGCAAGGCAAUAGUGAAUUGGGUGACUCUCAAGAGGGUGACCCACCUACCAGUGAGGCAGACCCGGGAAAUGUGGAUCUGCCUGGGGAAAGCAGAAGAGCCAUUAGUGAAACUGAGUCGAUUGACCAAGGGUCUGAGCCUUCCCAGAUAUCAUCUGAGACAGAACCCAGUGACCCUGCCCGGACCGAGAGCGUCAGCGAAGCCAGCACCAGGCCCGAGGGAGAGAGCGACGCCGAAGGGGCCGACAGUUCCUGCAACGAGAGUGUUACCACGCAGCUGUCUUCGGUAGACACCCGCUGCUCCUCUCUGGAGAGUGCCCGGUUUCCUGAAACUCCAGCUUUUUCAUCUCAGGAGGAAGAGGAGGGGGCUUGUGCUUCAGAGACCGCCCAGGGUGCCACUGCUGCAGGGUCGCAGGACUCCGUGUGCACCCCUGGGUCUUUGCCCAUGGUAAGGGUACCCAGUGGUCAGGAGGAGGGACAGGCGGCAGAUGGGUCUGCCUUGGCUGAUGGAGAGGAGAUGGGCGAGAUCUGGCAGAGGAGGAACAGUCUUCAGGCUACGGCAGAGAGCCAGGCCCACGAAGAAGACGCCGGGGAUGCUCAGGACGCUUGUGAAGGGGCCACAGCUCAAGCUGAAGGAGCUACUGGAGGUUCUCAAGCCAACGGCCACCAGCCAUUGCGAUCGCUACCUUCAGUACGUCAGGAUGUUAGCCGAUACCAGAGGGUGGACGAGGCUCUGCCACCAAAUUGGGAGGCUCGGAUCGACAGCCAUGGAAGGAUAUUCUAUGUGGACCAUGUAAACAGAACAACAACGUGGCAGAGGCCCACUGCUCCCCCCGCCCCACAGAUACUUCAGAGAUCCAAUUCUAUACAACAAAUGGAACAGCUAAACCGUAGGUAUCAAAGUAUCCGCAGGACAAUGACUAAUGAAAGGCCUGAAGAACACACUAAUGCUAUUGAUGGAGCUGGAGAGGAUACAGACUUCCAUCAGUCCAAUGCAGAUUUUCGACGGGAGAAUGUGCUGCCCCACUCUACCUCCAGGUCCAGGCUGACGUUACUGUUACAGUCUCCCCCCGUGAAAUUUCUCAUAAGCCCAGAGUUCUUCACCGUGCUGCAUUCUAACCCUAGUGCCUAUCGCAUGUUUACAAACAAUACCUGUUUGAAGCACAUGAUCACCAAAGUCCGGCGGGACACUCACCACUUUGAACGCUACCAGCAUAAUCGAGACCUAGUGGGAUUCCUCAACAUGUUCGCUAACAAACAGCUGGAGCUGCCAAGGGGCUGGGAAAUGAAGCAUGAUCACCAGGGCAAGGCUUUUUUUGUCGACCACAAUUCCCGUACCACCACUUUCAUUGACCCUCGGCUCCCACUUCAGAGCAGCAGACCGACAAGCGCUUUGGUACAUCGGCAACAUCUGACCAGGCAGCGCAGUCAUAGUGCUGGUGAAGUAGGAGAGGACUCUCGACAUUCAGGGCCACCAGUUCUUCCUAGGCCAUCCAGCACCUUCAAUACUGUCAGUAGGUCACAGUACCAGGAUAUGGUUCCAGUAGCCUACAAUGACAAGAUAGUUGCAUUUCUGCGUCAGCCCAAUAUCUUUGAAAUUCUACAGGAGCGGCAACCUGACCUUACCAGGAACCACUCACUCAGGGAGAAGAUUCAGUUUAUCCGGACAGAGGGGACACCUGGACUGGUACGUCUUUCCAGUGAUGCUGAUCUUGUGAUGUUGCUAAGUUUAUUUGAAGAAGAGAUAAUGUCAUAUGUGCCUCCACAUGCCUUACUCCACCCCAGCUAUUGCCAGUCCCCACGCAGUUCCCCUGUGUCCUCGCCUCAGAACUCUCCAGGUACGCAGCGUGCCAAUGCUCGAGCUCCUGCCCCUUAUAAACGAGAUUUUGAAGCCAAACUACGGAACUUCUACAGGAAGUUGGAAACUAAAGGAUAUGGGCAAGGGCCAGGGAAGUUAAAGUUAAUCAUCAGAAGAGACCAUUUGUUGGAAGAUGCUUUUAAUCAGAUUAUGGGCUAUUCCAGAAAAGACUUGCAGAGGAAUAAGCUCUAUGUCACCUUUGUUGGAGAGGAAGGGCUGGAUUACAGUGGACCUUCUAGAGAGUUUUUCUUCCUGGUAUCCAGAGAACUCUUUAAUCCAUAUUAUGGCUUAUUUGAAUAUUCAGCUAAUGAUACAUAUACAGUACAAAUAAGUCCCAUGUCUGCUUUUGUAGACAAUCACCAUGAAUGGUUCAGGUUUAGUGGUCGAAUCCUUGGCCUUGCACUGAUACACCAGUAUUUGUUAGAUGCCUUCUUCACACGACCAUUUUAUAAGGCGCUCCUCAGAAUUCUGUGUGAUUUGAGUGAUCUAGAAUACCUUGAUGAGGAGUUCCACCAGAGCCUUCAGUGGAUGAAAGACAAUGACAUACAUGAUAUCCUAGACCUCACCUUUACUGUAAAUGAAGAAGUUUUUGGACAGAUCACUGAACGAGAAUUAAAACCAGGGGGUGCCAAUAUCCCAGUCACAGAGAAGAACAAGAAAGAAUACAUCGAAAGAAUGGUGAAAUGGAGGAUUGAGAGGGGUGUUGUACAACAAACAGAAAGCUUAGUACGAGGUUUUUAUGAGGUAGUGGAUGCUAGACUGGUGUCUGUCUUUGAUGCAAGAGAACUGGAACUGGUCAUUGCUGGAACUGCUGAAAUAGAUUUAAGUGACUGGAGAAACAACACAGAAUAUAGAGGAGGAUAUCAUGACAAUCAUAUUGUAAUCAGGUGGUUCUGGGCUGCUGUAGAAAGAUUCAACAAUGAACAACGACUAAGGUUGUUACAGUUUGUCACAGGCACUUCCAGCAUACCCUAUGAAGGCUUUGCUUCUCUGCGAGGGAGUAAUGGGCCAAGGAGAUUCUGUGUGGAGAAAUGGGGAAAAAUCACUGCCCUUCCCAGGGCUCACACUUGCUUUAAUCGUCUGGACCUUCCCCCCUAUCCAUCAUUCUCCAUGCUUUAUGAAAAACUUUUGACAGCUGUAGAAGAAACAAGUACUUUUGGACUUGAAUGAUCUGGCAACCAAAAUGCCCAGCCCUUUGUGGAUGGGAUUUCAUGGAACUUGCCUUCUUGAAGAAUGAGUGGACUUCAGUGUGAAAGUUCCUAGAUAAUGGUUACUUUCUAGUGCAUCUAGGGACUGAGAUUCCAAGAACAAAUGCUCAGUAAUUUCUGGGGCGUAUAGGACAAUGGUGAGUCCUCUUGGAAGGAUCUGGAUAGGCCUGAUGUGCAGGGAAAACCCAACAGUCUUUCAAUCAACAGUUCUUCCUGACUGCCAAACUUUUUUUUUUCAAUUCAUUAUGUUCCAAGAACAAGAUGAGACUGUAAGGGAUCAACUACAUGGUAAUUAUAAGGACUUAUCAGGAUCCUAAAACUAGUCCUUGGACUUAUUCAAGCCAAACUGUGGGAUCACUUGACCCAGUCUGCAAAUUAGUUAAAGUUAAAUGAUAUAAUAAAGAAAAAUCUUUCCUUAACGUAUAUUAAUCUAUGCCCACUGUUAUGAUAGAACAAUCCUUUCUUGCUGUACCCAAGACUCUGAGCGCCUGCAUGGUGUACAUCAUGUAUUUCAACUUUUAAAGAGUUGCCAUGAAUAGAAAUCUGAGUCACAGGGAGGUAACUAAAAUGGGUUGCCAUAAAACUGAUUGAUGAAAAUGAGUAUUCAGGUGGGAUGUGUCUAAGUAAGGGUGGCUACAGAUGAGUGGUUAUACCAUGGGUUACUGUUAAAUUACAGAUUUAUGCUUUAUAAUGCAUGGAAACCAUUUUUAAAAUAGCAAUUUAUCACAUCAUAUCAGGAAAAAAACACAGUAACUUCUGUUUAUUUUUAUAGGUUCAUUAUGUUUGUGUUCUUUAAAUUGUGAAUAAGAACCUUGCAUAUUAUGGCUCAUCUCUUCCAUUUCCAUGCAUUGUUUUAAUAUGGGUACUGUUAAGUACUCUCAAGGGGAAAAAAUGCCUUUUAUUUUUAUAAGGGUAAGAAAAAAUCUCCCCAGAUAUUUUGCACUGAAUGUACCAAAGUCAAUGAGAUGUUACAAUAUGACUGACAGCAACUCAUUCACUCUUAGAAGUAAAUAAGGAAGUUUCUUAGAAUUCACCUUUCUUUCCCUGGCAAUGUCUAGCAGAACCAAGGCUGGGCACGUAAGGAAUAUAUUUUUUUUAAACUCAUACUGUGUAAUCAUACUGUGUAAGCAUUUAUUUUAAAUGCACCAGAUUCUUUUCCAUCCAUUAACUACUUUGAAAUAGCAUUUUAAAAGGAUGUUUUCUAUUCCUUCUCAUCCUCCCACAGCUCUAUAUUUGUAUACCUCUGUCCAAUACUAAGCUCACUUGGGAAGCCCAAUGUAUUGUGCAAGAAAUCAACCAUCUUUAAGAGUAACAACAGCAAUUUUCCUCAUUCAUGGCCACCUCAGGAAUUUAAACUGUCUAUAAUGUGUUUCUAAGCCCGAAUUGUCACUGAUGCAUAAUUUUCUUAAGAAUGUUAAUUAAUUGGUGAUAUUUUCUAUAUCUCACAAACUGCAUGAUAUCUACAAUUUUAAAUGUUUAAUUUCACCAAAUUAUCUCCUUCACCUGAAAGUCAUCUGAGAUGUCUCCGUAUCUUUGUACAUUUCUUUAUGGUCAUACUCUCUCAGAAUUUCAGUUGAAGUGUAUUUGAGACUGAGAAUGGAUAACAUAAACAUUAGAGUAAUUGAUUUAGAGCUUGGCCUAAAACAUUCUUUAAGAAUUAGAUAUAAGAAAAACUCAAGGGUUCUAAUUGUAAAGCACUGGAAAUUUGGUAUGCUCUAGAAUUGAUGUAUUUAAUUUUCAAAGCAAUGGUGGCUACUGUCUAAUUGGUAUGGUUGAAUUUACUGUUGUAACCUUCAAGAAGGAUGUCAUUUAUUCCCUGUGGACUAUAUUAUAAUCCUGCACUGAUGGCAUGAUCUAUGUGGAGGAGAAUAUCCUUAGAGAGUAAGAUCUUUUGUGUUCUAUAAGCUUCCCAGAAAAACAUGAGGGAAAAAAACAACCAGAUUUGGACUUAGAAUAUUUGUUUGCACUUAAUGAGCACAGUUAUAGAGAUCAUAUCUUUAAUUAUGCAAAUAAUUAUGGCCUCUUUUGUAUUCUGUUUUCCCAUGUUAUAAAGACAAAAUAGUAUAGCAUACUUUUAUGCACAUGUUUUUGAUCAAUGUGUAUGAAAAUAUAUUCGCAAACUAGUAUUUAUAAUGUAGUCAUUUAACAAAAUAUCUGAUAUACAUGAUCACACUUAUUCAGGAACUGCACUCAAUUUUCCAUUUAUUAUCAUUUCAAUUUGUGAUACUUUUACUACUUGCCAUAGUCUAUAAUUCAUCAGGUAAGAGAUUCAAGUGGAGAAAGAAAUAGCUCUUCAGUUAUUUUAAAAGCAGAUCACUGUAUUAGAUAUGUUAACUUCUCCCAAAGUAUAGAAUUGCCUAAUGCAUACAAACAUUCUUAGUUAGACUAUUUGAAGCUUUUCUCAGAACUUGGAAUUUCCAAUGAGCUCUUCAGCAUGUUUGCCUAAUUUAUUCUUCUUCAUUAGAAAAGGACAGAAAACACAGAACUAUAGCUAAACAAAAACAUUCAAGUAACAUUUCUUCAGAAUAAACUAGGAAAUCUUUUAAAAAGCAGUCCACUAAUGAAAACACCCUAAGCAUUUUCCUGUUCAUGAUUAUAGGUGCUCUGAUAACCAGGUUUCAAACAAUUUCAAAAGUGAAUUCAUUUACUAUAUCAACAUCAGGAUCCAUAUAUGUAGUAGUUCUCAAUGCCAAAUAUCUCAGUAAAUAUCUCUUGAAUGGAAACAGAGAUAUGAAACUAUUUUCUAAUUUCUUUUAGGUUCCCAUUCCAUUUCUUCACUAACAGUGCCCCAGAUCCUUUAAUCAUCAUUCAUAUUUGGUUCCCAUUGGCAUAGAAUCAUUUGUUAAUGCUAGUCAAGUGCUGAAAGGACAAUGAACAUUUACAUUUGAGAAUUUUGGGUGCCCCUAGCAGCAGCACUUGGUCUUUGAAGUGAGGUCCCCAGAGAAAGAUGAACCCAAAACUUAGUUCUUCAAAUUAAGAAAAUGAAAUAACAAGAGUCCACAGCAUUUUGAUUGCAGCUAAAGUAAAUCAUAACUUAAAUUUCAAGUGUGAAAAUCUGUGUCCUGCCACUAACAUGCAGAUCCAUUUGGACAGUAUUUAUUACCUCCAAGUUCCUCAUAACAUGGAUCUCUAGUCACAGCAUGUUUGGUUAGAUUUUUCUGGCUUAAAAUUGACUCAUAUUGUAUUUCUUAAAUGAUUUGAAUUUAACAUCAAUCCUUGUAUUAAGUACCCACUAUACACAGCGUUCUAUGCUAGGGCAGGUAAUAAAAAUCUGAAAUAAGGCACAUUUCCUGUCCUCAGGGUAUUUACAGUUUAGUAAAAGAGAUGAAGUGUGUGCAAAUGACUCCUUCCACUAGUAUAGAAUACAAUUUUUUCAUGUCAUAGUAGAUGGUCUUCAUGAGUUUCUGUGGCCAAAAAUUUGUCACCUACUGGCCAAAUUUUUGGUGAUAAACCUUUAUGAUUAGACCUAAGUUGGUCCUCAAACAGUAUACAUUUUACUGUUAGAGAUCUCUACUAAAUUCAUUUAAUAUAAGAAUAUUGCUAUAUUUAUACUAUAUAUAUAGCAUAAAUCCUAUCUAUUCCCACAGAAAACUCAUAUCAAUAUAUGAAUCAAAAAUAUGUGAUUGAAUAUAUGAAAUGAGAGUAUAGAGGAAUAAAAUCAAUUUUUGUCUGUGAUUUUAUACAGGCAUGUGAUAUGGUGCAAAGAGUCAUAGAUUUCAAGUUAGAGGACCUGGAUUCAAAUUCAAAAUCCUGCCACUUGUGUGAACUUUGACAAAUCAUUUAAUCUAUCUGGGCUUCAGUUUCCUCAUCUUUAAAAUGAGGGGGCAGGCCUAGAUGAUCCCUAAUGUUCUUUGGGACUCUUGUGAAUAUCUUAUCCCUGUAAACUCAUAUAUUAUACAAUCCAUCCAAGAAAAUGACAGAACCAUUGCUUCAGCCAAUAUAUUCCAAUAUCAGUGGAUUGUACAAAUUGAUUGAUCUCUGCCUCUUAUCUUUUAAAACUAUCUUAUCAAGAUAAGAUAGUCUAAAACUAUUUGUAAAUCUAUAUUCAUGAAGAAAAAACCUCUCCAAAUUUACUAGUUGCAUUUUGAUUUCUUUUGAGAGAAAUUCAGACUUCAGUUCUAUAUUUAUUUUUCUUGUCCUGCUAAAAUAUAUUGAAUCAAUAUUUAUGAUCUUACUUCAAACAACAAUAAAUAACAAAUAUUGAAUCAAUAUUUAUGAUCUGAUUUGAAAUAACAAAUGACAAAACUCAUAUUACAUUUUGUACAUUUUACAUAUAUGUAAUUAUAUAUAUAAAACACUUCUCAAUGUCAUAUAUCUCUGUAGAUAUCUUUUGGAUGAUACCAGAGGCACGCAUUUUCAUUGUUAUCACAUGGUCAUUUUUUCUUGGUUAAAUGGAGGUUCUUCCACCAAAGUCCCCUCUAAUUACUCAUACUGAUGUGGAAGUAGUCUUAGGUUGUCAGCAGAAGCAAACUUUAACAGAUUCUACCAAGAUAGAAAAGUUUCACAUAUGGGUCUAGUGAAAGAAUAUGUAUCUAUCUUCUAGGACUAGCAUAAUUUAAAAUGGAGACUCAGCAAUAACAUGUUAGCAUCUUCAAUCAAAGCAAUUCAUGAAUAUGGGACACCUAGAUGGCACAGGGAAUAGAAGUGCUAAACCUGGAAUUAAGAAGACUUGAGUUUAUUAUCUGCCUACUAAGAGAUGAAGAUAUUGCAAUUUGCAAAGUAUUACAUUUUUUUCCAUUUGGGAGAGAGUACCCAGUAAAGAUAAGAUCGUGAAUCCUUAAAUUAUUCCAGUAAUAUAUGGAUAGAAGCACAUUUAACACUCACUUUCUACAACCAACUUAUGCCAAGAGCUCCUGGUACCUCUUUUCAUUGGUCACAGUAGACAAAGGAAAUAAUAGUUUUCAAAUAUCCUACUCAAAAUGUUCUUAGUUCUCCUUCACAAUGUAAUUCAUCCAAAAAAGCAUCUGUUAAAGAUACUUUUGAAUUAUAUAUGCUUUCUAUUUUUAUCCACACAAAUGAAACAAACACAACAAAAACUGCCAAUGUACCUUCAGUGGUAAAGAGCAUUGCAAGUAAUAGCCCCGGGCUGAUAGAGGAAACAGUUUUUUUUGAGAGACAAAAUAUGUACUCUUAAAAAAGAAAAAGCUUCAAAAUUUAUCCAAAAACCACACUGCACCUCCCACAGGAUAGUCCUCUAGUCAGAUGUGAUGGUCAGAUAUCACAAAAUACUGUUUUAGUUUAAUGUAUUAGAAGUACUAUUAAAGAUGCAAAUUUCUUCUGAAUAUUUUUGUGCAAACUAAUUGUACCAAAAUAAAUUAUCUAAGUAACAAUCAUAUUACACUAAUUUCUUAAAUUGGCACACUAUAAUUUUAUUAAAAUACUCAUUUCACUCUAGAUGAUUUUUUUAAACCAGGAAGGAUUUGGUAUAAUUUCCAAAAGAAGUGUUUUAAACCUUCUUGUUAUAUCUCCAUCGUCUAAUUGAUUUUUAGCAAUAUUCUAACAGCUAUUAAGCACUUGUAAUGUAUCAGACACUCCUUAAUACAGUGGGGAUACCAACAUAGGCAAAAAUAGAAUGUUCCUCAAGAAGUUUACAUUCUAAUAAGAGAAUGCAAAUGACUACUUGCAAAUAAAACACAGUAGGCUGGCAUCCAAGCAUCUUCAUUCUUUACCACAGAGUGACUCAGUUGAAACUAAAGCAAGAUGCCUUUUUUUUUACCUAAGAAUUUAAUUUUGACUCUUCAAGUCCUUCAUGACUGACUUCUUUCCCUGGUACAGAGCUGAACACAUGCUAAUGACAUCAGAGCUAGCUGUAUUUUGGCUGGAGGCCAGUUUCUGCCCAUUAGAAGGGCAUUCAGAAUGAGAAACGGAGACAAGGAGCCUAGCAUUUGAGCCACCCCGAGAAUGUAACAGCCAUUACUGACCAGCUGUCGGGCUAUGGAAGUAGCAACAGCAUUCAUGGGUCUGGUGCAAAGAAUGUAUUGAGGGCGUGUGGACUUAGAGCAUAACAUUUCUGAAUCAGGACUCUGAACAGGUGAAGUGCUGGGAAAGACAGGAAGGAGGGAGAGAGGGAAAGACAGUACUAAUUUUAUUGAAUCUCUUUUUGGUGGAGCAGGGAAGGUUAGCAUAUAUAAGGUUUUUUUUUUUUUAGCAUACAUAGUUGAACUUUAUUUCUGACUAUGAAAAAUAUACUGUAUUGUCUAGUGAGGCCAUUUUUUGAAAAUUCAUCCAUGAGGGGAGGGAGGGAAAUACUCAUUUCAUAACUAUAGUAGGUUGGUUAUUAUCUAUAUUGUACAGCAGAAUUUAGCCAAAAAGUAUUAAAGCUAGUCAUAUAUUGACCAGGAGGUUCAAGAGUCUAGCAUUAAUAUGCAUUGUGGGUUUUUAAAAUUAAUUAUUAUUGAGCCUUGUAUAGUAAAUAAAAUGAAAGGUGGUGCUUCAGUAUUUUUAUUAUAUUUAAUUUAUGCUUAGUGGACAUUCUUUCAAUGGGAAGAGCUUUGGGGAAAUUAUUCACAUCAUAUUUUCUAGUGGUAUCUUAAAUUUUACCUAUUAAAUUAUAUAAGAAAUAAAAUCUAAGAAGCUUAAUUAUGGAAUGACAAAUCAAGAUCUGAGUAAUGUUUGUAAUUCAACAAGUUAAUUAAGACUAAAAGGUGUUUUCAUCCACAAAAGGCUUUCAUGAUUCAGUGAUUCAGAAGGACAAGAUAUUAUUUUAAUAAAAAAGCUAAAAUUCUUGUGAGGGUGGUUUUAGGGUAUUUUACAAGAGUAAAAGAUUCAUUGAUACAAAGUUUUUAUGUCUAGUGUCUUGGGUAGAUCAAGUCAACAAGCAUUUAUUAAGUACCCACUGUAUGUUAGGUACUGUGCUAAGGCUAUGGUAAUGUCUUUCCAUCACAUCUAUCUUUUAAAAUGUCAUGACUUUGAAAUAUAUGCUAGAAGACAGUGUAUGAGUCAGAGUUAGUCAGUGAUCACUGAGGCUAGGCCGGGACCAUGAGUGGAACUCUUGACUAUCAGCCUUUAUAGAAAAGACGGAAACGUUCUUGAAAGAUUAAAGAGGAAACAGUAAGAAACCCUAAUGUUCCAAAAUGCUUAAUGGGAAUGCAGUUUAUCCUUUAUAGGAUGUUCCAAAAAAUUCUGGGGGAUGUCAAUAUGUAGGAAAAUGCAUAAGAUUACAUGUUUUUUUAUAAUAGGGAUGCAGGCAUUCCAAAAUGAACUCAUAAAAUUCAUGGAUCUCCUUCAUCUCUUACUGAAAGUAUUACUUAACCUAAUUUUAUAACAAGUCUUUCUUUUUAAAAGAUUUGACACUGUAAAAAAAAAAAAAAACACCACAUAUUUAUUUCUAAGGUUUAGGUCGAGCACUGGCAGUGCAUUUUUUAUGCCUUUUCAUGCUUUCCUUGCCUCACAUGUCCACUAUUUUACAUAUCACAUGCAAUAGCAAUGUUUCUAUCUUUCAGGGAGUUUGAUUUAAGUUGCACAUUUAUUCAAUGUGACUUUUAAUAGAGAUUAAAAACAAUGGGAGAUAUUUGAUAGAAGCAUUAAGAUUACACAUCUCUCAUUUCAUCUUUUAUCAGUUAAAUUUCAUCUUCUUUCUUCAAGGCAAAUACAGCAAAUUGUAAAACAUACAGGAAGUGGUUCAUGGGCAGUAUUAUAUAAAGCCUGUGACUUUGAAAUGUAAUAUAAUGUUUGCUUUCUGGGAAAUUUGUAUACUGAUCCUCAUCUGAAUAUCUGACGACUCUUGUGUUGUAUUUUUUAUGAUUCUAAAAUGCUUUGAGGGAAAGAUAUUUUAAUGUGUACAAUUUGUUUUAUUUUCAUACUGAUCUCUAUUUUUGUUUAAAACCAUGUUGCAUCAUAAAAUCACUUAAUCCAAAAUAAAUCUUCUUUUAAGAAAAAGAAA